AUGGGCCCUAAAUUACAGGUACUAGAUCUCAACAAAGACUGGAUCUCCAAGUCCAAGACCGCAGAAUCGGACGAGGAGGACAAUGACAUAGUAACAAACUUACCAGUCAUUAAUGCCGUAACAUCAGCAGUUCGAUGGCGUAAGAGAACUGAUACUGCUAACAAGAAAAGGGCUGGUCUAAGAACAAGAAAAUUUGAACGCAGAUAUACAGAGUUGGGACCUCUGCUGAUCCCAGAACAAAAACGUGUAGAUUAUGUGUUGGUCCACAGCAGCAAAUCGUCUAAAGACACCAAAGAUUCAGAUAAGAAAAAAUCAUUGGAAGAAAAGGAAUUUAAACGUGAUUGCUUUGAGAGAGCAAUGACAGAACAAGGUUUCUUUAUUCAGAAGGACGUUAUUAAAGAUCAUGUGUUUGUAAAACUUCAUUGCCCCUUCAAAAGACUUUGUAUGGAAGCAGAAUCUGUGAAGCUAGAAAUGCGUCUCAAAGAUUGUCCUAACUAUGAACCAGAACCUACCAACUUUUUCAGGAGAUUUAUAGACAAGCACCUGGAGACUGAUGAUGAAGUUGAUUUCAUCAGUGCCCCUUUCCUCAUGGAUAGAAUCCAGCUCUACCAGGACUUUGAAGACCCGACCCAUUUCUUCAGACCAGCCACUCGCUCACUUCUGGUGGAUCAUAUUCUUAUCAACCUUGACAUCAGAAAAGAGACUGAGAGUAAAUCAGAAAAAACAGUGUCUAUAAGUGAUGCAGACCCUGAAAAUGCCAAACCAUCUUCCUCGUUUCUUGGCCUGUGUACAUGUUGUGGAAGCUCUGCUAAAUCUACUGAUUCAUCAAGCACACAGUCUUCGUCUGUAUGGGAUUGUUUCUUCUGUUGUAACUCCAAUAGUGAAAUCCUUGAACCAAUGAGAGGUGAAAAACAGAUGCAGAAAUGGGAUGGCAAGAACGUGAAAAAGAAUGAGUAUGGUCGAAGGUUUGGCUUGCCGUAUCUGAUGAUGAAAGAUAUCUAUACAGACGCCUUCAUCCUUCAUGAGGAAUCUGUCCGCAGUAAACAGCGAGAGGCAUUAAAGAAAGAGUUUUUCUCUGAGGAAGAGGAGGCGGAAUUAGAUAGUGACCCUAGAAAGGCUCUGGACGACACAUGGACAAAGUACUACAAGUUCCAGCCACUAUGGAAAAUACGUAACUAUUUUGGAGAGAAAAUAGCCCUGUAUUUUGCGUGGUCAGGCUUACUCAUCACCAGUCUGUGGAUUCCUACACUGUUUGGAUUUGCAAUAUUUUUGUAUGGGUUAAUAACAAGGAGAUUUAUUACUGAGGUCACUGAUUUAAUGGUGUGUUUGUGGGGGACUGUGUUCCUGGAGUCCUGGAAGCGUAAGAGUGCAACACUUGCUUAUGAAUGGGAUGUGGACAAUUAUGAUAGUAAUGAGCCAGAUCGGCCGCAGUUUUUUGGGACAAAAGUCAAGAAAGAUCCAGUAACAUCAGAGGAGAACUGGUUCUAUCCUGUUAAAAGACAGAUUGUUAAAUAUAUAUUUUCUGCCUCAACCUUACUGUUUAUGGUGAGUUUAGUCUUGGCCAGUUUAGUGGGAGUAAUCGUGUACAGGGUCAUUAUUGCCGUAGAUUUAUGUCCAGGAAUGUCAGCUGUACAGUGUCUCAUCACUACCAAUGUUGUAUCUGCCAUCCUCAAUGCUGUGUCCAUCAUACUUCUGGGCAAAGUGUAUGAUAAAGUAGCCAUCAAGCUCACAGACUGGGAAAAUUACCGAACGCAGAGUGGCUAUGAUGACGCACUCAUCAUUAAACUGUUCGCCUUCCAAUUUGCCAACAACUAUGCGUCUUGUGUCUAUAUUGCUUUUUUCCGUGGGAACUUUGAUGUGUUUGGUGUUUUUGGACUCGGAGAGGAGUAUCGUGAUGACUGUUCUGGAACCUGUAUGUCCCAGCUGUCCUUCCAAGUCCUUACUCUUAUGGUGGUGAAACCUUUCCCAAAAAUGUUCAAGGACAUUGUCCUGCCAUUGUUGAUAAAGCUGUGGAGGAUACGUCCUUCCUGGUGCUGUAGAUGUGCCUGCUUUAAAAACAAAGUUGGAGAAAAAUCGCCCGAGGAUCAAAUUGAGGCUGACCGCCAAAUCACAAACUCAUACAUCGAAAUGGAGUUCAUGAAACCAACACUUGGGGAUUUCACACUCGGAGAAUACACUGAGAAAAUCAUCCAGUAUGGCUUUCUAAUGCUGUUUGCUGCGUCCUUCCCUCUGGCCCCGCUUCUAGCCCUGGUCACCUUAUUAGUGGAUAUCAGAGUAGAUGCUAAGAGGAUGCUGUGGCUGAACAGACGGCCUAUAGCUUAUAUACGCAAGGACAUUGGUCGCUGGUACAGUAUUCUAGAAUUUGUAAAUACCUGUGGUGUUAUCUCAAAUGGUUUCCUCAUUGCCUUUACUUCUGACUGGGGACAACAGUAUGAUUUUUCUUCUAAGCUUUGGAUAGUCAUCAUAUUUGAGCACAUGGUGUUUGGCUUGAAGUUUUUACUGGCUUAUCUUAUUGCUGAUGUUCCGAGACCAAUUCGCCUUGCCAUGCGGAGGGAAAAAUUCCAAGUUGCCAGAAUUCUGAAUAGUGUAGCAGGUGAUGCUCCAACGGAUUAUUCUACUCUCAUUCUGAGGGAGAAAAAACGAAGAAAAACACGAUCAUCAAAUUAUGAAUUAUUUGAUGAGAAUGGACUGCCGGUUGUUAGAGAAGAUAAUAAAACACAAACACAAAAACAAACUCAUAAAGAAGGAGACGUACAGACAAAACCUUCUACAUCCAAGAUGUCAACGGACAAGAGAGACAACUCAGUCAAACCAUUAGUAGAGGAGGGAACCAACAGCGAUAAACAUGCCCCUCUUGUUAGUCCGAAUGGAGACCAUGGCAGUGUGACUGACAAUAUUGAUGUAGACACUUACAUAAAGACACACGGUAUACAAGAAGAUCUUUGGUAUUGUGGUGACACAGACAAAACCACCAGCCACGGUGGACUUAGUAUAUCUGGAGUCGACACUAAGGUUGAUUCUCCGCCUAAAAAAGAAAGUACCACCAAGGGCAAACUGACCACAAACAAGAAAAAAGAUGAUGAUGGUUGGCUGACUAGCUCAUCUGAUAGUGAAGACAUAUAA
This is a messenger RNA of Ylistrum balloti, 3123 nucleotides long. Its product is annotated as anoctamin-4-like. Bases 1 to 3123 code for a protein of 1040 amino acids. Gene Ontology annotation, molecular function: chloride channel activity; protein dimerization activity. The transcript has 24 exons. Lineage: Eukaryota; Metazoa; Mollusca; Bivalvia; Pectinida; Pectinidae. Gene Ontology annotation, biological process: chloride transmembrane transport. The record is from RefSeq and is a predicted model, not a curated record. Gene Ontology annotation, cellular component: plasma membrane.